AUGAGACAUGCGUCCCCAAAGUCAAGCCUUCUGUCAGGAACCCAUGUGCAAACCUUACCUCCCGUUACAAAUCAUUUCCAUUUUUGCCCCCUUCUUCAGCUUCUGCAAUCAAUUUCGAUUCCCAACCCAUUCCAACGACUCCUCUGCAAUUACCCUCGUCAAACCGUAGCAAUCGGCGAGCUGCGACGUCGCGACCGGAUCCUCUGCCUGAGAAAAACCAGAUCCGUCACUUCGCUUUGCAUCCAGGGCUUCGAUCCAGAAAGGGGAUCUCCGGCACCGCAACCGGCUUCCACCGCGCAGAUCUGUCCGGAUUCCAUGGACCACGAAUUCUCGCCGUGGCAACCUUCACCGAACCAAACGCAGUUCACAAGUCCCUGCCCACAAGAUUUCCACCCUCCUUCUUCCAAGCCGCAGGCAGCCCCGGGCAUGGUGCGGAAGACUGCGAGAUGGAACCAGCUGGAGCACAAAGCCUUCAUUGACACUUGCGAACUUGUCAUAGCUGAGGGUCACCGACGAGGCAAAUGCUUCUCCUCGAAAGGAUGGCAACGAAUAUCAGACCUGUUCAACUCGUCGACGGGGAAGGACUGGACGACAACGCAGAUGAAGAACUACUGGAAUAAACUGCGCACGGAUCACAAACUUCUGUUUGAGUUGUUGCGAUGCACUGGAAUUGAGUACUGCUCGGGUACGGGAAGAAUUCACGCCGCUGACCAUUGGUGGGACGCAAAAGUGAAGGAGAACCCAAAGUACGCGAAGUACAGGAACUUCGACUGCAGCGAGAUUUAUGACACGUACGAUAGCGACAGAGAGUAUGGAGGUGACAAGUUGCCCAUAAACGCGGAAGCCACAGAUUCAAGUGGCAGCCCAGUCGAAGGUCGAACACACUCCUCCAUGAAUAUAUCAGCACACCACAGUGGCGAUAAAAGAAAAAACAGGCAAAGGAAGGGGAAAGCAAAGAAGAAAAUGUUUGGCGCACGAGAAGUUUCGGCUUCUCUUGAACAGAUGGAAGGUGAUCGGCUCCACCUCUUCGCCUUAUGGUUCCUCCGGGACAAAGACAAUCGGAACUCCUACUGUGCUGCGAAGACACCUGACAUGAGAUUUAAAUUCAUCGAGUACUGUUACGAGCGAGACAAUAUGUCCAUUAAUCGUAAGGAUUGA
This is a messenger RNA of Fraxinus pennsylvanica, 1158 nucleotides long. Lineage: Eukaryota; Viridiplantae; Streptophyta; Magnoliopsida; Lamiales; Oleaceae. The record is from the annotation of a GenBank genome assembly.